CAGCUGACUACUUUUUUUUCUUAAAUAGUUGAUAGUAUUGUUUUAUUUGUGUAUGUCUAUAUCCCUGGUAGCUUAGACUGUUUACUUGAUGUGUACUGUCUUAUCAUUUGUUUGAUGAUAUAAAUUUUACAUCUAAAUUAUUCAAAAAAAAAAUUAACUUAUUCAAUACAAUCUGGGCAGUUAAUAGAUACAUUUAGAAAUAGUUACUUAUAGUCAGUUGUUUCAUACGUCGGGUGUGACAGAAGUAAUUUAGAAGAAAUUUAAGGGCCUCGAAAUAAAAAGAUGUUAUCAGUCCAUUAACUCAUUGACUGUUAGUUUGAGUCGUGAUUUUGAUCUGAAGAAUCUGUAAUGGCAAGGAAAUAUAUCAAUAACUAGUUUUUUUUUUUUUUCAGAAAACCAACUAAUGUUUUUCAUGAAGUAGGCUUUCGUAAUUUAUAUUUAUAAACUGAUGUAGGUUCAUCCAUAGUUUAACUACUGACUUCUUUUCCUCCAUAGAAAUAGUAGCAUAUUCAUGGAAAGCAGUUUCUGAAACUAUUUUUGUAGUUUGAUAUUGUUGAAGGAACCCAAUACAUGCAGUUAUGAUGUAUCGAAAACAACUAAAUCACAUAGAACAGGAUUUUGUCGAAUAACUAUUUUGAUUCUCCCGUUAUCGUACUGUAAGUAUCAAAUGUAAAAGAUACCUGGUAAAUAAUAGUUUUAUAUUUCUUUAGAUUUCAUAAUGUUUAACUUAGAUGAGAAAAAUUAACCUCUAUUCAUUACUGAUUAUUAUUAUUUGUACGUUAUAGUACAAUACUUAUGGUUACAUCAUUUAUUUCAACAUUGAAUAUAAAUACUGGUGUAGCACAACUUAGCGCCUGGCUUACUGGUCAAGCUAUUCAUGUACCUCCCGGUUGGAUUGAUGCUUGUGUAGCUUGGCUUGCUGAAGAGCAUGGAGGCAUUGAUGCAUGUAAUCAUCUUACAAAGUCUGAUUGGUGUCAAUUAAUCUAUGAGCAAUGGCUUCAUUCUGAUUUGAAGCAGUUAGCAUGUCCAGUUCUACCGUCAACUAUAUCUACUUCAAGAAAUCCCCAUGACAAUUCGCUUAGCAGUGAUACUGAUGCAAAUACCAUGAAUUCACCUGCACUUAAGCUGGAUGGCGAACUUUGUCUUCAAGUUGUCAAUUUAUUCAACAUAGGUGAAUCAUACUAUGGUCAACUGAGACGACAUGAGGGUAAUUUGAGCGUGAAUCUACCUUCAUUAGAAGUAGACGGUGAAAAUAAUCCAGAUGGACAUACUACACAAAUGACACAAGCUUUUAGUCAAUAUAUUAAUCAAAGUCCAACUCAAACAAACAAUUUUAGACAGUCAACGAUAGCCAAUUGUCUCACUCUAUUUCUUACUGAUGGAGUAAAUGAAAUUAAAGUUAUUGAAUUUGGCACCCAAUCCACAAGAUCACGAUCUUCUUUACCUUUUAAAGAAUUAUCAAAAAAACUUCGACCUGGAGUAAAAAUUCGUCUACGUGGACCAUUACUUUUACGCAAUAACGUUUUACUUGUUCCUCCCGGUGCUUUACAUUCACUAUCAAGCCAUCAGUUGGAAGUUUUAGGCGGUGAGGUUGAUGAACUCUUAGAAAACUAUGAAGAAAAUACCAUAUAUGAGGUUGGUAAACUAUUGGCUAAUAAACUAAAUAUACCAUUAACUGAAAAUAACAGCUUACCUUCUUGGUUUCCUCGUGUAUCAUCUAGACAGUUACGCAGCCCAGCUGAUGAUAAUCAGUUACCGAAUAUAGAAGUGCCUAAUGAGCAGUCUAAUUAUGUACCAGAAGUUCAACAAAACCGUGAUAAUAACAUUACUAACAGUGGGAAUGGCAGAGAUCCACUAAAUUCUGUUCGUUGCCCAUUGAGUACGGUUUCUACUGGUGAUAGGGGUGUCGUCGGUGGCAGUGGUAGCGUUUCUCCAGAAUUAUGGGAUGAUGAAAUAUUCGAUGAUGCAAUAUUAAGUCAUGCGGCUCAAUCUAUGGAGAAACAGUUAGAUUGUAAUAGAAGUGGUGUAUCGAUUUCACGAAGUUCUCUCCACUCGUUCAAUGAUCCACUUCGUUUACCAGCAAGUGUUAUAUCUGAUGAACGAGAGCGGUUGUCAAAUGAAUCUAAAUCUAGUUGUCUUCAACGUACUCAUGCUGUUGUUGGUGAGAGCGAAAAUAAUGUUUCUAUUGAUAGCGAUGAUCCGUUUUUAGAAGAUCAAGUCGAUCCAGAUAUAUUGGCUUCUGCUCUAGCUGAAAUAGACGAACAACAAUCAAUGAAUUCUACAAAUUUUCCAAAAACUAAUCAGUUAAAAGGAAAUGAGAUACCAAUUUUUCAAUCCAAUAAAAAAGUAUCUGAAACAACUGCAACUUCGUCAACAUUAUCAUCGACUUUAAUGACAAAAAGUUGUACAAUAAGUCAACCAAUAAAAUCAGGAAUAGAAUCAAAACAAAGUUUGAAACAAACUUUAUUAAAGCUACAAUCACGCAGUCGAUUAGUGAAUAAACUGAAUGAUAAUCCAUCACUCCUUUCUUCUUCUUCUAAACCACAACCGAGCGAACCAUUCUCACCAGAACCAGUAAAAUCAGAUGUCAUAAAAGUACAAACUAACAUCAACAACAGUGAAGAACUUCUGCCACCAGUGCCUAAACGUAAAACAUUGGAAUUCAAACAAACAAACAGUACUAUUGCAAGUAAUAGUAAAUCUAAAAAUAUACUACAGUUUGCAUCUUCAUCCAACCAUCAAGUUGUUUCCACGAUUACAGAAGAUAAUCAUGAUAAACACAUGGUCAGUAGUCGACAACUGUCAUCCAGUUCAUUGGAAAUUGAUUAUCACUUUUAUCCAUUUUGUUAUAUUCAAGAUAUAUAUGACAAACUACUUAAAACAAAAGAUAGUAGUAAUAGUUCAGCUUCCAUAAAUUCUGUUUACACAAUUCGUGGUUUACUUAUUAGUCUAUUGUCAUCAUUGGAACAUCAUAAUGGUACUAAAUGGACACUAUCUGUGCGAAUUACAGAUGGUAGUGCAAUUCUUGAUCUAGAUGUCGCUUCGGACUUACUAACUGAAUGGAUUGGUUUAACUCCUAGUGAAAGUGAAUCAUUAAGACGAUUGAGUAAAAGUGACUCGGAUUCUUCGAAUCCACUUGCAGUUCAAGAGGCACAAAAACAUCGUCAACGUUUACGUACAGCAUUAACAAAUUUCCAAAUAUUUCUAUCACAUUUAGGCGGUUUAUUCAAUAUUACAAUUCAAACAUGCAAUGAUAAUGUUGUAAAAUGUGAAAAGAAUACACCAAACAAUGCUACUACUAUUAUCGAUCAGUCAUCUUUAUCAUCAUCGAUACGUCCCAUUUUAAUAGGUUAUAAAGAAAUAGAUCAAUGUUGGUUGAAAGAAUUACAAAGUAGAAUUAAUGUUCGUUAUGCAGAGAAAAGUUUGUUCUAAAAGAUGAAGGAGAUAAAACACAGAUGAAUAAAUGAAUUUUCAUGUUUUUGUUAAUUUUGUAAAUAAAUUAAUAUAUUUGUGCAUAGUUUUAUGUGUAUUACAAUUUAUGUUUGAACAGUAUUAUUUUAUUACAUUCCAGAGAAAAUGUAAAAUUAUAUGCAAAUAUUUACUAUUACGAUGACAAAAUAUGCUGUCUCCUUUUGUUUUCUAAUUGCUUCUUGUGGUAAAUGUUGGGUCAUUAUUAUAUUUGUG
This is a messenger RNA of Schistosoma spindalis, 3684 nucleotides long. NCBI's taxonomy places the organism in Eukaryota, Metazoa, Platyhelminthes, Trematoda, Strigeidida, Schistosomatidae. The record is from the annotation of a GenBank genome assembly.